Messenger RNA from Galdieria sulphuraria, 3834 nucleotides. Its product is annotated as condensin complex subunit 1. The record is from RefSeq and is a predicted model, not a curated record. The coding region runs from base 47 to 3796 and encodes 1249 amino acids. The transcript has 2 exons. NCBI's taxonomy places the organism in Eukaryota, Rhodophyta, Bangiophyceae, Galdieriales, Galdieriaceae. Gene Ontology annotation, biological process: mitotic chromosome condensation; mitotic cell cycle; meiotic chromosome condensation. Gene Ontology annotation, cellular component: condensed chromosome, centromeric region; nucleus. Gene Ontology annotation, molecular function: histone binding.
GAUUUGAUUAGGCUUUCCAAGAAAUUUGUUUUUGGCGCAUUGAAAAAUGGAACAAGUUGCUCUAUUUAGAGUCCCAUUGCACUUGGAAGACCUCUUUAAAGAAGAAUCGGAGGGAUAUCAUGUAACAGAGGAAGACAUUGAAAAAUACGAAACGUCUGUGGAUAUUGACGAAGAUGAACUAUCCCGACUGUGGUUUCUACCUUUUCCAAGCUUAUCACACGAUGCAUGGUGUCAAGUGUUCUUGGGAGUAUACAACUUUCGCACUCUAGAAGAUGAGAAAAAGGAAACGCUUUAUUGUAUUGUAACGAAAGGAGUUGAAAACGCACUGGAAUAUUUGCGAGAAGUCCAAGACCCAGACAUUGCGAAAAACCUGUUGAAAGUAACGACUUUUAUAUUGACUCAUUUUAUUGUUGAAGUACAAAAGGCGCAUCUCGAUGAAAUACGAGAACAGUCUCCUGAGGAACUAUCAAAGACUCAAAUAUCAAAUAUUUCAAAGAAGACAAAACAAUCAAAGUCGAAAGAGAAUCAUAAAUGGAAUUGGAAUGCGGAGAAAAUAGGUGUGACUUUAGAUUGGGUACUUAGACUAUUGGAGAAGUGUUUCUCUAAAGAGGAAACAGCAUAUGAAGUAGGUGACAAGGAAUUCAUAUCCUUAUUUGCACGUGUAUGCUACGUAUUGAUCGAGGACAACCUUGUCUGCAGAAAUCGUGAGCUGAAAGAAGUCAUCUUUGCUAUUCUCAAAGUCGUUUUUGAAACUUUGCACUACCGACCUAGUGCAAUCGCUGCUUUGCUUCAUCUUGUACGCAAAUAUGAACAUGCAGCUCCUCUCAUAGCAGAGCUUAUUUACUAUCUCGACAAUAACUAUUUGAGGGGAUCAUUAGGAGCAGAAGUAAUCCAAGAAAUAUCUCAGUAUGACCCUGUGGAGUUGUCUAAAGCUCCUGCGAACUCCAAAAAUAUAGCAACUUUUCUAUGUGAACUUACUGACCGAUCUUCGGCAGGUAUAAAGGAAAACCUGAGUUUGUUAGUUGACCAACUCGAUUGCGAAUCCUAUUUUGUUCGCAAUAGUGUUGUUCAUGCGUUAGGUCGUUAUCUUCUAUUUACAUCUUCGGAAAGCAAAGUGGAAGGAAAUGAUGAAGUGGAAAUCACCGCAGAAUUAAGAAGCUCUCUUUUCGAUAUUCUUCUGAAACGAGUUGAUGACAUUCACGCGUUUAGCAGGAGCAAAGUACUUCAAGUUUGGCAAACUCUUGUGGAGAAUCGAGUUGUUCCUCAGUCUCUGUUUCCAUUACUGAUGCAACAAGUUGUUGCAAGACUUCGGGAUAAGUCUUCCAUCGUUCGAAAGAAUAGCAUUGCUUUGUUUGAGUCGCUGUUAUCGAACAAUCCCUUUGGACCUUCUCUUGUGUUAGCGAUCUAUGAAAGCAAGCUCAAGUCUUAUCAAGAAGAUGAUUCGCAUUUACAAAAAUUUUCUGAACCUUCUCAACUUAAUGAUUCUAAUACUUCCACGGAUAAAGAGAAAGCAAUGGAAUUCUAUCAAUAUGCUGUUCAUUUCAUCGUCAAGAUUUCCGAAGCUAUUCAAAUGUUAAGUUCACUUGUAUGGUCGAGAAGUAGCUUAGAUGUUCAAGAAGCCAUAUCAUGCAUUGUUACUGCAAGAAAAUUUGAAGUGGAUAAUUCGAAUGUUGCAGUUCGCUCUAUGCUUGGUCUUGUUUUUUCACGAGAUACAAACAUUCGUUCUGCAGUUAUUGAAGCAUAUAUUCGAUUGUUUGUUGGGGACAACGAAAAGGAUUGUUUGCGACGUGGUAUGGAUGUAAUACGAGGCGUGGUUCAGUUGGUUUCGGGUGCAACAAUUGGUGAAGUUGCAUGUGUUCAAAAAUUGCUGGAAGAAUUUGCAGCAAAGAAACUCAUUGAUAGCAGAACUAUUCAAAUGCUUUGGGAUAUUGUUUUCGAGAAAAUACCUGGCGUUCAAAAGAAGCAGAAGAAACCUUCACUGUUGGUUCUAACCCUAAUAGCCCCCAGUUUGCAAGUUUUGAUUUCAGAACAGCUGGAAGAAAUGCUACUUGAACAAAUGAAAACAUGGAUUCGAGAGGAAUGUGAGUUGUGUUGUUUUGCCUUUCGUAUUUUACAACAUUCGCCCACUAUCUUGAAGAAUAAGGUAGUUUUGCACGAGCUUGGUUCCGAGUUACUUGGUAGUUUGAAUUUAAGAGAAAGAAAAAUGGAGCAGUUUGAGAGGUUUUUAACUUCCAGACUCUGUCUUCUUGAAGAAUUUUCCCGCACGAUUUACCGUUGCGAUGAGAAGCCGUCUGCUAUUGCCGCCUUUAUACUGAUGUCACUAUAUGAACAACUCUCUUCGGCUUUAGUUGAGAACUCGACGAAUGAAGAUAACACUGGUGAUCAUUUUGAAAAUUUAUUGGAGUCAUAUGCUCUGAAUACAUUGUGCAUCUUAGCGUCAUUGUUUCAUUUCUCGGGUCAUGUUGCCCUAAACGAAUUAUCUCUAUGGGAAAGUUUUAUACGAAGAUACAGAGAGUCAAUGACAAAUAAACAAGUUGAAGAUGGAACAAAAGACAUCGAUGCUGAAGAAAUCGUACCCGAAGAGCAGGAAGACACCAGUACAAAUGAAAGAUAUUUAGAUGCUCUAUUAAUUCAUGCAAAGCAGGAAAUAAUUUCGAAACAAGGAGUUGUGGGAAAGCUUGCCUCUCUUGCAGUAGGAGUGAUUCUACAAAAACAUUUCUAUCCGAUGAUAAAAGCCUGUGCAAUAUCAUAUAUAACCAAAUUGAUGUGCGUUGAUGAAAGUUUUUGUGAACAACACCUUAAAGUUGUAUUUACGGUUCUUGCUUCAGAGGAGCCUGCUUCCAUCCGUGCAGAUAUCAUUAUUGCGUUGUGUGAUCUUGCAGUCCGCUAUCCCAAUCUCAUCGAACCAUGGUCUUCACAAAUCUUCCGCUGCUUACAAGACAGCUCAAUCGAGGUUCGAAGGAACACUAUGAUGUGCAUCACAUUUUUAGUCCUCAACGAUAUGAUGAAGGUCCGUGGUCAGGUGUCAGAAAUUGUGCUUUGUUUGGUAGAUAGCGAUUCGCAAGUUUCCAAUAUGUGUCACUCGUUCUUCUUUGAAGUUUCCAACAAGAGCAAAGGCUUUAUAUAUAAUAUCCUUCCAGAAAUAAUAUCCAGUCUUUCUAGUAUGAAAGACCUUCCCGAAGAACAUUUCAAAACCAUCAUGAGUUUUCUCUUUAGUUUUAUUGAUAAGGAACGUCAUACGGAAGGUUUGGUGGAGAGAAUUUGUCAACGUUUUCGUUUAUCUGAUGAUGUAUCAUGUUGGAGAAGCCUGGCUUAUUGUUUGAGUUUGCUUUCCUAUUCAGAACGUACCAUUGGCAAGCUUUCAAGUAUGUUAAAAUAUUACGGGGAUAAACUACACGAUGCUGUGGUAUUCCAGACAUUUUGCAAUAUUGUUUCCAAGGCAAGAAAAUUUUCAAAGACCGAGUUUCGUGCCUUUCUUGAUGACUUUGAGGAGAAGUUGGUCGAGUGUCAACGAAAGCAUGAAGACCCUGAUGAGAAUGAACAAGUUACUCAGACAAACGAGUCAGUUGAUAAUAACAAAAAUCUGAAAGACGAAAAACGAAAACUUGUAAAGAAACAGAUUCGAAUUGUUGAAGAAACGAGUGAAGAAGAGCAAGAUGAGGAGGAAGAUGAGGAGCCACAAGAAGUCAUAAAAGAGUGUCCUGUUCCGAUAACUGAAGACUAUACUUCUUCUGAGCACUUGAGUCAACAAAUCAAACGAUUAUCUCUUCGACAGGUGUUGCGACAACGAAAAUAAAGUGUUUUAUGGUUCAUGAAGCUGUUGUUGAAUAUGUG